Messenger RNA from Formica exsecta, 1753 nucleotides. It is a transcript of the gene eIF2Bgamma, whose product is annotated as translation initiation factor eIF-2B subunit gamma. The transcript is spliced from 6 exons. Gene Ontology annotation, biological process: biosynthetic process; cytoplasmic translational initiation. Gene Ontology annotation, cellular component: guanyl-nucleotide exchange factor complex; eukaryotic translation initiation factor 2B complex. The record is from RefSeq and is a predicted model, not a curated record. The coding region runs from base 341 to 1714 and encodes 457 amino acids. NCBI's taxonomy places the organism in Eukaryota, Metazoa, Arthropoda, Insecta, Hymenoptera, Formicidae. Gene Ontology annotation, molecular function: translation initiation factor activity; guanyl-nucleotide exchange factor activity.
CCUCUGAUUUUUCCCUAACAUCAGAGUACCAUUUUCAGACACCUUGUAUACUUUACUGAAGCUCUGCUUCUUGACUAUCACGUGGAUGCCCACCGUGAUCACGCUCUCCGUGGACUCGCUAUUCAUUGUUAGAACAUGGUAUGAACACAUGGCCGCGUAAGAUCGAUGAUAAUCUGAUUCGCGUUCUUUGUCAGUCCUUUCUUUGGAAGACUUCUCGCAUAGGUUUCAGUAUUGUUUUUCUAUAUGAAAACCGACGUGUUCGAACGGCUUGGAAUAAAUAAUUUGACUAUAGUAUCGCACGUGAAAUGCAUUAACGCUUCUCUACACGCAGACCAGAACAAUGGUUUAUUACAAUGAAUUCCAAGCCAUCGUGCUUGCCGGAGGGAAAGGUUCUCGUAUGACAGAACUUACGGCAGGUCAACCGAAAUGUUUGCUCCCGAUCGCAAACGUUCCCAUGAUCUGGUAUCCUCUGCAAAUUCUCGAGCGUUCCGGUUUCAAGGAAGCGAUCGUGGUGGUUUCCGAAUUAACAAAAUCCGAAGUAUCGGCGGCGUUGGAUAAAUUAGGUUUAAAAAUCAAGUUGGAAAUUGUAGGGAUUCCAGGUGCUGAGGAUCUUGGCACGGCCGAUUCUAUCAGAUUUAUCCAUGAAAAGAUAUAUACAGAUUUCUUGGUGAUAUCUUGCGAUCUAAUUGCAAAUAUUGAUAUAUCAAAAAUCUUGAAUUUAUACAGAAAACAUAAUGCAAGUAUAACAGCUCUCAUGCUGCCUGUCCCAAAAGUGCCGGAUGACUUUGUAACACCGGGCCCAAAGAAUAAACAGAAACCAGAAACAGAUUUAAUUGGUAUCGAUAAUAAUACAGGACGAAUAGUUCUCUUGGCUUCUGCAUCUGAUUUCGAAGAAACAUUCAAUAUUUCACAGAGGCUUCUCAGGAAGCAUACCAGCUUCACUGUUCACUCCAAAUUGAUGGAUGCACAUUUAUAUGUCAUUAAUAAAUGGGUGUUAGACUUUUUGGUAUUUAAUAAAAACUUUACCACGUUGAAGGGUGAACUUUUGCCAUACAUAGUUAGCAAACAGUUAUCUAGGCCCAAGUCUGUAGACGACAGAAAUACUUCUAUGGUACAAGUAGACUUGAAAGAAGAUAUCUUUCGAUUUGCAAUGGAAAAACCUUUAGACAAACUGAUAAGAGAGAUGUCAGCGUUCAAUGACCAUAGCACUGAUUUGGAAGAAGCAUAUUAUGGAGACAUAAUACGAUGUUAUGGUCACAUAUCAAAUGGAAAGUUUGGUCUUAGAGCAAACACUGUACAGAUGUAUCAUUUUGCAAAUGCUAAAAUAUCAGAAUGGUGGAGCAUUGAUGGCAAAAAUACCGGACAACCGCUGCCAAGUAUCUCUAGCACGGCGACUAUACGCAGUACACAGAUGCAGGAAUGUCACGUAGAUGAUAAUUCGACUAUUGAAGAGAAAACGUCGCUUAAACACAGUUAUAUUGGGCCUAACAGUGUUGUGGAAUCUAAGACAAGAGUAUCCCAGAGUGUGAUAAUGGGACAUGUAACUAUCAAGCAAAGAUGUGUUAUUCAUAAUUGUAUAUUGUGUAAUGGUUGCACCAUCGAAGAAGGUACCGAAUUGAAAGAUUGCUUAGUCGGAGCUCAACACAUUGUGACAUCUGGCAGUCAACAUUCUCGCGAAGUGCUCACUGAUGCGGACAGGCUUAUAGAAAUUUAAUUAUAUAUUGUUAAUAAUAAAUGCUUACUUAAUAAAAAA